Messenger RNA from Aethina tumida (small hive beetle), 1343 nucleotides. Its product is annotated as putative glucosylceramidase 4. The transcript is spliced from 7 exons. Gene Ontology annotation, biological process: glucosylceramide catabolic process. The coding region runs from base 43 to 1302 and encodes 419 amino acids. Gene Ontology annotation, molecular function: glucosylceramidase activity. NCBI's taxonomy places the organism in Eukaryota, Metazoa, Arthropoda, Insecta, Coleoptera, Nitidulidae. The record is from RefSeq and is a predicted model, not a curated record.
AACACGUCUACCUCCAAAAAUGUUCUAACCAUAAAUUACGAUAUGAAGCAACAAACUGUGAUUGGUUUUGGUGGAGCCUUCACCGAUUCCACCGGCAUCAAUAUAAAGUCGUUGCCACAAAAGACACAAACCCAUCUAUUGGACAGUAUUUUCAGUGAAAAGGGGGCCCAAUACAGUAUUUGCAGGGUACCAAUAGGUGGUACAGACUUCUCUACUAGAGGUUACACCUAUGACGAUGAACACGAAGAUGACAUCGAUUUGCAAUACUUUGCCUUGCAACCAGAGGACUACAAAUACAAAAUUCCGUAUAUUCAAAAAGCACUACAAUUAACCAACAAUUCUUUAAAACUGUUUGGAUCUCCUUGGAACGCACCCCUGUGGAUGAAAACGAAUAAUAAGUUUUCUGGAGUUGGAUUUCUUAAAGAUCAGUAUUAUCAAGUUUGGGCCAAUUAUUUUUUGAAGUUUUUUGAAUCAUACGCCAAAGAAGGAAUACAAUUCUGGGGCGUUACAACACAAAAUGAGCCUUUUGAUGGGUUUAUUCCAAAUUUCCUUAGUAAAGUCAAUGCUAUGGGAUUUACUGUGAGACAAACGAACAAAUGGGUCGGCCAACACUUGGGCCCAACUAUAAGAAACUCCAAUUUCAGCAAUUUGAAGAUUAUGUUAUUUGACGACAACAGACAGACUUUAAUCAGUUUUCCUUUGACACUUAAUAAUGACGAAGUACUUAAAUAUGCUGACGGAGUGGCCAUUCACUGGUACGCAGAUUUUGUGUUGCCUGAUUCAUUAUUGAAGAACACUAGGACGGAUAAAAAAGAUUUAUUUUUAAUAAACACUGAAGCUUGUAACGGAUAUCUAUCCAGCACAGGUAUUGAGAAAGCAGUGGAUUUAGGUAGUUGGUCGAGAGCUGAAAUAUAUUUAAAUAGCAUUUUUAAUGAUUUUCAAUAUGGAGCUGGAGGAUGGUUAGAUUGGAACAUUGUACUUAACGAACAAGGUGGACCCACAUACGUUUCGAAUUUUGUAGACGCUUCCAUCAUUGUCAAAAAUUCUACUGGAGAAUUUUUUAAGCAACCAAUGCAUUAUAUUAUGGCUCAUUUUUCCGAAUACAUCAUUCUUGAUUCUGUGAAAAUUCACACUACAAAAUUGAAGAAUCUAAGGACAAUGGCGUUUUUAAGGCCUGAUAAUUUAACGGCAGUUAUUAUUUAUAAUCCGGACAGUUCAGAUACGAAUGUUCAGAUUGAUACUAAAUAUGGUUCCAUCGUAAUUGACGUGGAAGCUCAUUCUUUAAACACCGUUCUUUUUUAAUACUAAUAUGGUGUGCAUGUUUUCACGUAACAUAAAAAUUG